This is a messenger RNA of Saccharomyces kudriavzevii IFO 1802, 2376 nucleotides long. It is a transcript of the gene ELG1, whose product is annotated as Elg1p. The transcript has a single exon. Gene Ontology annotation, molecular function: DNA binding. NCBI's taxonomy places the organism in Eukaryota, Fungi, Ascomycota, Saccharomycetes, Saccharomycetales, Saccharomycetaceae. Gene Ontology annotation, cellular component: nucleus. The coding region runs from base 1 to 2376 and encodes 791 amino acids. The record is from RefSeq and is a predicted model, not a curated record.
AUGAAAAGGCACGUGUGUUUAUCCGACAUAUUGACUGGUAACAAGAAGAAAGUAAAAAGGCAAGAUACUCUACAGAUCGCCAUUGAUGAGCACAACCACACUGACCCUGGCACUUUCAACGCCCAAACUGUCAAUCAUGGCGAUUCUUCAGUGAUAUUUUUGAAUCAUUCUAUUGUCAAGCCAAUUCAAGCUUCUUCAGCUAGUCGCAAAUCUGCAAAGGAGUUUUUGAUGAUGAAACACGGCAAAGAAAAGUGCGAUGAUGUGAACGACGAUCUUAUUGUAAUCAACGAUAAAGCCUCUCAAGAUGACAAUAAAUAUACCAUAAAUGCAGCUUCACUUGCACAAGAAGAUGAUGUUACUAUAAUCUCUACGUCAAGAAUCAAAUCAUCGCUUUUUAAUGAAAGAGCUUCAAGACUAAAGAAUCUUCCCAAGCAUGAAACAGUAGACACUUUUAAAAGACUAAAUAGCAUUUCCAAGCUGAGAGACAUAGAGCCACCGCUACCGUUAUAUCAAUCAGUUCAUCCUGAAGAUGAUAUAGAGCCGCUACAUGAGUCCGCGGAAAUUCCAUUUCCUUCCCGCACAGUGCCGUCUCAACAUCAUCAUUUCCUUCCUCGUGAUUAUGAAACACUUAAGGACAAGAACGCAACAUCCUGCAUUCACGUUCAUUAUCAAGCUACUAAAUUAUCCGGCACAAACAUCAAAAGAAGUACAAGCCUCACAUGGCCGCAACUGUUCAAGCCACUCACAUUGAAACAAGUUUUAAUUGAACCUAGAUCAAAGUCGCAAGUUAAAAAUUGGAUUAAAUCGUCUUUUCAUAAGUUGGAAAAGCCUAUUUCAAGGAACCGUUUAUUAAACACAAUAAGACCCAAUAAACAGCAAGGAACCGAUAAUGAACUCGCCAACUUCAUUAUACCCGACUUUGAAGAAAACGAAAUUUUACGUGCAAACUUCAACGCAAAUGGCGAAACACUUCCUAGUUUGCGUGAAUUCAUACCCCUAAUGAUACUUCACGGUAAUGCAAUAGGGAAAAAAACACUAAUACAGACCAUCAUGAAAGAAAUUGCAGGUGACGAUAACUCUUACCAAAUAUUUGAAGUUAAUUCGAACAUGAACAGGAGUAGGAAAGAUUUACUUGACACUUUAUUGGACUUCACCACUACACAUUACGUCAAGGAUUCCUCAAAAAGGAAAUACGACUACGGUCUUGUCUUAUUUAAUGACGUUGAUGUAUUAUUCAAGGAACAUGACAAAGGAUACUGGUCAAUGAUCAACAAGCUUUGCGAGUUCUCGAGGAGGCCCCUAGUGUUGGCUUGCAAGGAUUUAUCCUCAGUGCCCCGUGACUUUAUUGCCCUGGCAAGUGAGCAGAAUUCCCUGUUCCAUACCAAGAAAAUCGGUACAUCUACAGUUCAUGCAUUCUUAAAAAAAUAUCUGAAGUCCCUAGAGAUCGAAGUCUGCGAAGAUUAUCUUCAUGAUAUGAUAAAGCAAAAUAAUGCAGACGUCAGGAAAUGUUUAAUGUGUUUACAGUUUUGGUGUGCUGAUCCCGAAAGUGAUCUCAUUCUAUAUAAGAGUAGAGUACCGACGUUGGCAUCAACUUUGGAUUCAAACAUCGAAGAUAUGUCAAAAUUAACAGACCUGUUAUCUUUGAAUGAUGUCAUUGGGCAAGCAACGCGAGAUCGUUCUAUGGUAAGGCAAGAGAUAGAUUCCACCACAAUGACGCCAGAAAAAAUCUGUGCUUUUCAGAAUCCAAACAUGGACGAAGAAAUGAAAUUAAAAGCCGAUUACAUGAUAGAUUAUAAAUUGCAUUUAAAUGACCCCGAUAGACAACAAUUGCUACCAUUUGAGUUGAAUAUUUACCCAUUCAUUCAAGAACAGUUGGAAGCCCAUUCUUCGUAUAGCCGAGAAUUCAUACGAAGACUUACCCACGAGAAUAUCGCCAGUAAGUUAAAAAAAAUGACUGAAUCUACAAUAAAUUUUCUAGCUUCCAGAAUUCCAAGAAAUGACCAGCUACAGUCGACAAGGAGGACAAGAAAUUCCAAAAAAAUCUCUGACAUCCUGAAUCAAUUCAGAGGAAUUUAUACUGUCGAUACUCGAAAUGAAAAUGUAGAAUUUCAUCUCUUAAGUGCCACCGCCCGACAGAUUAGAGCAGAAAUCAAUCCCUUCGUUUUCGAAAUCGCCAAAAGUGACGCCAACGCAAAGAACGAGAACAAACAAAUAUUUGAGUUCCAUAGCGAAAAUGUAUCAGAAAGGCGAUAUAAGGACUUAAUCUACCAGUUAGCACAAGACGGUAUUUUGAAGAACGUGUGGUUCAAUGCCGACCCACGUAUAGUCGUAAGGAAAUGGGAGCAUUUACACUCUGCCGUUGCAGAACAUGAGUAG